CGCAGCCCCGCGGGACCCGCGGCCGAGCCCGGCUCCCCCCGCUGCCCGCGCCGGGCGGGGACGAACCGAGCGGGGCCAGCGCGCACCCUCCGCGCUGCCGGCCGCGUCCCCCGGGGCUCCGCUCAGCUCCGCGCAGCCAGCGCGGCUGCCCGGGCCCGGCCAUGGCCGCGGACGCACUUGAAAUCUUCAGAGUUUCUCUCCAGAGGAGCAUAUAGAAGGAAAGAAGGUUGUUUUUUUUUUUUCAUUGCCACAAGGACUAGAAGGUAUUUUUUGCUGUAGCAGCUGAUAUUUUUGCCUCAUGAUUAACUUCAGACCUACACAUUUAGCCAGGCCUAUUUAUGAGCUCUCUGCUGGUCCUCUGAGCCUCAUUCUGACUUCAUUUUUUCUGCAGGAAGGGGUUACUCCCGAUGCCACUGGUUUUUGUCUGCAGUGGGAGCCUUCAUUAUCCUCCCUGCUGUUCUCUUUCACUUCAUCAACAAGAAGCUCUGCUGUGAGCUCCCAUGCCUGGAACAGCGAGGGCAAAGAAAACACUGAAAAGUGCAGAGCUCAUGAAGGCCUUGCUCCCUGAAUUGUAAGUGACAUGCUGGCAAAGCUGAACAACUGAUCAGCAGACACUGGCAUAGUGUUGAACAUGGCUUCUGAGGCUGCUCACAAUUUCCUCCAGCCACUGUCUUCUUGGAUGUCUCAAAUAUACGAAGCGAUCCAACAAGCAGGAGACUCCAUAUCUGCCUCUCUGCUGAAUUUGAGUGGAGUGGGUCGUAAGCCAGAAGGAGAAAGGACCCAGGACUUGGAGAAUAAUGGAGGCAUUUAUGAGGAUUAUUCCGAGGAAUCAGAUGAUGAGCGAGACCUGGACCUUUGGGAUGAGGACUAUUUCUAUCCUAGAGAAGACGGUUACAUUGGAGGCCCUGAUCUUGCUUCACAAAACCUCCCUCACGGCUCUGACACGGGCCCACAGAGACAAAAACGGGUUAAAACCACCAGCACCUUGCCAGAGCAGAGCGUUGAAAGCAGCAGGACCUCGACAGCCAAUGGAUCCUACUGGAUGAGUGAAGAUCUCCAGCCUCUUGAUCGGCUUCCUCCCAUUGCUGAGGAAGAAGGUGAGCCCUCUUGGAGGAUGGGAGGUCAUGAGCACAGCCCCAGCUUGGGUGGCUCCUUAAACAGUGCUAAUGGCACGGCACGCUGUGCAGAUCUGGAUGGACUAAGCCAACUGAGUUACCAAGACAACCUCUCCUGUCGUGAAGAUGACCAUGUAUCUGUUGAUUCAAGAACAACAACCAGGAGUAGGGGCACUGAGCAGCACAAAGGGCCCAGGAAGGAGCCCAGAAUUGGGGAUGGUGUCAGCCAGUCUCACAGGGAAGGUCGUCUGGAAAUGGAGACAGCUUUUGCCAACCAGGGAUUGGAAGUAAAUGAUGCUACUGACAGCUCAUCGGCUUGGAGCCCUGAGGAACACAAUGAAGUGAACAGUGUGCCAGCUCAUCAUUGCGCCCACGAGCCCAUCUGCAAAUGUGGUGACCUGGAUGUCAUCUUCACUUACAAAUCCUCAAGCCAAAAGCUGAUAGCCACUGUCCUGGAGGCCAGGGACAUCCCAGACAAGGACCGCAGUGGGGUGAACACCUGGCAGGUGCACGCGGUUCUGAUGCCGGGCAAGAAGCAGAGGGGUAAGACGAGUGUGCAGAGAGGACCCAUCCCCAUCUUCCAGGACAAAAUCACCUUCAGCAAGCUGGAACCGCAGGAGCUGAGCAGCCACGCCGUUCGCUUCCGCCUCUACGCCGUGCACAAGGUGGUUGGGGAGAAGAUGAUGGGGGAGCAGUUGUUCUACCUGAGAGGCAUCAGCCAGGAAGGGGAAGUGAAGGUGACACUGCUCUUGGAGCCACGGAGUAACCUGAGUAGUGCAGAUUCUCAGCUGAGUCUGUCAGCAAUCUCUCACAGUGAUAGCGCUUCCUCAACACAGUCCCUGUCGCAUGGAGGGGUGCCAGAGCUGCUCGUGGGACUGUCAUACAAUGCCACUACAGGGAGGCUGGCAGUGGAGAUGAUCAAAGGCAGCCAUUUCCGAAACCUUGCAAUUAAUAGGCCACCUGACACCUACGGGAAGCUCUGCCUGCGCGACUCGGUGGGUCAGGAGAUGUCUCGCUGCAAGACCUCCAUCCGCCGGGGACAGCCCAACCCCGUCUACAAGGAGACUUUCAUCUUCCAGGUGGCCCUCUUCCAGCUCUCUGACGUCACCCUGCUGAUCUCCAUCUACAACAGGCGCAGCAUGAAGCGCAAGGAGAUGGUUGGCUGGAUCUCCAUGGGCCAGAGCAGCAGCGGGGAGGAGGAGCAGAGCCACUGGCAGGAGAUGAGGGAGUCGCAGGGGACGCAGGUCUGCAGGUGGCACACGCUGCUGGAGUCCUAGUGGGGACCAGGGCAGCCUGCAGAUCCUGGCACAAAGGGCUGUCUCCCCUUGCACUCUGCCAGCAGAAACCAGCUCUGGCGGGGCAUGCUGCUUUAACCUGCCUGCUCAGCGGCAGCAGCUGUGGGUAUCAAAGGUGGCAAGGCUUGGGAAGCAAGUUUAGUUCUUGCCUUACCAGCUUGCCCUGCAUUUUCUGCAUCCACAUAAUCAACCCUGGUGAGAAGCAGUGGGAACACCUGGAAAAUCCUUUCCUUGGACAUUGUCUUGCUCACUUUUCCAUAGGCUUAAUCACCACAGACUGAUUCUGAUGUGAUGCUGUUUUUUUCUGGGGUAAACUCUCACUUCCCCCUCCUCCCUUAUUUAUAUUAAUGAAGUUUGCAAAUAUUCUUGCCACGCAGAUAGCUCACAGAAAGGCUAACCUGCAUGCAGAUGACAUCCUCUCCCUUUUAUUAUCGUGUUUCUAAGUCCUAGAAAUAAGCAUUUGAUACCACAGUAGACUGGAUGAUAUAUUUUUCAGGCAGCAUGAGAAAGCACUCUUGAAUUCUCUGUCAACUUUUAAGUGCCUAGACAUUCUUACUGUUCUCCUGUACUAACAAUUGAAAUAAGGACUAAAUACUACUGGUAUUUUUAAUUAGGCACCCUGUGCACCUGUUAGCCUGCAUUGACAUAGGUUUGCACAAGAGAUAACAAGCAUCAGUUUUAUAUUGCAUUAUACAAUGCAUGUUUAGCUGUUUACUUGAAGUUAUGGCUUCUGUCAUCACAAAUACCAAAAAAAGACCAGAACAAACUGCACAGCCACCUUUGUGCCUGAAUCACUCCUUUCUGCAUCGUUUUGUCCACGUUUUAAUGUGAUUUUGAGAAGUGAGAUUCAUUCAGAAAAGCAUUCCUGUGAGAUUUACAGGAGAGGGCUUCAGACCUGUGGUUUUUCUGUGAUUCAGCAAAGCACUGCUCAGUUUGCUGAGGGCUCUUCUUCUAAUCUCCCGUAAUAUCUCCUCGGGAUAUGGAAGGGGACUGGUUUUGGCAAGCUGAGCAGUAGAGGAUGCCAGACCAUGUCACCUAACCUGGGGAAGGAGCUCUCUUGCAGGCCAGGAAUAGGAUCCAGAGGGGCUUCUGGCUCUGCUGGACUAGCACUGGAGAAAAGAAUUGUGCUUCCUGCCUCCAACUGAAAGCAAUGCAAGCAACAGCCUUGCUGGAUGAGGUGAUGACUCUGUCACGUGGUCACUUUUCAGACUACACUGUCCUUUUCCAUUUUAAUCUCUUUUCCUGUCUCUGUGAGCUGAAGUCAUGGAGAUGAUGGAUGGAGGAUGUGUCUCAGUCUGCUGCUUGGCUAAGUGGUUGUUGUUGCAGAGCUGUGUGUGACACAAAGGCGUGUGUUCCUCCUCAGUGGAAUGCAGGCAGUGAGGUGCUGAGAUCUCCAAAUGCUAUCAGCUGCCCAAUCUCCCAUUCCCCACACUCUCUAGGAGAGGACUGUCUUUUCUCCAUUCCCGCUGAUGACAGCAAGACACAGGAAAUAUUUUGCUGAAGAGGUUUGUCUUUACUGAGUCACUUCAUGGUUUGCUUUUGCCAUUUACAGAGACCUGGCACCAAAUUCUGCCUCCUCCUGCACCACAGCCACUUCCUUUGCUCCGAUGGUGCUGUGCAAAUCUAACUAAUGCAAAUUUUGGCACUGGCUGUUUGACCAAAAUUGGUCCUUGGUGCUGGUUUUUGUCACAUCCAGGCUAGACAGGCCCUGAGGGCACUGCUGUGACACUCACAGGUUAUCACUGGGUGUCACAGAGGCUCUGCCUGGCCUCAGGAGGCAGACAGAAUAAUCUGCACAGAGCAGCACUUCUGGUACAGGUGAUACGAGUUAUUCUACAGACCACGCUCUUGUAUCUUCUUAUCACCUGUCUGAGCAUCAUUUUUCCAGGGAGACUGGUGGGUAUUCUAUGCAGGAGGGUUUUCCUCCACUGUCUAGAUAAGCUGGCACGCCUGCUUUGCACUACUGGGGCUUUGAAACACAAAAGAGGGUGUAACCCAAAUGCAGCUCACCCAACAAGUGUGUUCUUGACUGCACUGCCAAAGCUGCUGUAUUACCAAUGCAAGAAAAAGUGAACAUCUGAGUGGUAACCAGCAGAAAAGAACUUCAUUUGUCAUACCCUCUUCUGCUGGGGAAAAAUAAAAAAGUAGAGGAAAUAGCCUAAUUCAAAAGGUGCAUUUGCUGAUUCUAGCUGUUUUCCAAUCUGAACUGCAUAAAAUGUAUAUGCAAGUGUUUAUAAUUAAUUUUAUUACCUGGAAUGAGUGGGUGUAAUAAACUUACUGAGAUUCUCUUCAGAACUUCUUGAACCUGCAAAGCCUUGCCUGUGCUUCAUGAUUAGCUAAGGAAAAAGUGUGAGUUCAUAAAACAUUUCAGCAGUGAACUGGAGAUAACCCAGAUUUAUAACAGCAUGAUUGGAAAAAAAAAAAAAACCUAAUGAAAAAGAUAAUUUAAAAAAACAAUGAAGUACACUGGGUUUGGACUUCCAUGCUGUUUUCACAUUAAAGUCUUUUAUGAAGAUAUGGCAUUAAGGGAAUUGAAUUUUAAUAUAUAAUUUCAUUUUGGAGUUUUUGGAGUCAGAGAAAAGCAAGUGAAAAUGGCUUACUUAGAGUAAGUCAAUACCUAAGCACGUGUUAAAACUUUGCUGUUCAAGGGAAGCAGGUUGCUGCAUCCUUGCUGCCACAUUUUACCCUUCUAUUUUGUCAGAGAAUAUUGAAGGGAGGGGGCAAGGGCUGUGGCAGGGGGACCAUUGGGUUUUUAGAGCUACAGCUAAAACUCUUGGCAUGUCCAUGCCUUGAGAAGUGCUUUUGUGUGGUCCUUUAUGUUCCUACUAAAGCAAUGGAGAAAUUAAGUAAUCUUGGGAUGAGCAAGGUGCUGGGGGUACUCAUGUUUGCUAGUUAUAUUUUGGGAUUUUUGUUGCUUUUGUGGUUUACUUUUCCUUCUGUUAUUGGCUGUCUGUGAAAUGGAGGCUUUGCAGCAGCUCUGGCAUAUUCCAAAGCUCCUGUAAAUUCUUCCCAUUGACAGAUUGAAUUAGUCAUUGCUAAUAUUGAUACAGGCUGGGCUUGUGCUCAUGGUCUUUCUUAUGCAAACACCACUGCCCUUUUAGCCACUGCUUUAACCCCUUGUUUCCUUUGGAAGUGGCUGACAAGGCCGAAUUUCCAGGAAGUUUUGCAUUCCAUGGGAAUCCUGACUCUCACUUGACCCGUGGAUGGCUGGUAGACCCUGUGCUCCCCUGGCCCUCUCCAUGUGGAUGCUGAUCCUCUCUGCUCCUGUGGGGUUCCAGGUGGGAGAACAGCUGUGAGAAAGCCAUGGGGAUUUCAGGCAGCAGGAUGGAAAUGGAUAACCUGGUUCUGGGAUGCUUGGGAGCACACAGGUCUAGAUUAUGGAUAUUUCCUAAUGCACUCAUGUUUUCUAAGAUAAUUUGUUCCCUUUUGACACCACUGUUCGUAAUCUCUUUAUAGUUUAUUUGAAUUGUCUUUAAAAAAAAAAAAAAAAGACCUGAAAAUGUGGAAAGGGAUUAACUGCAUUGGUCCAGAGUAUUAUGGGCAUGUGCCCUGGAUACAUCUCUGUAUCUUGAACAGCAUUGUUCAGCUGAUUGCAGCCUGUUCUUUCCUUGUUCUCUCCCCAGCCACCAUGCCCCCGUCCUGCCAAGCUCUCUGCUGCUAUUCUACUUUUUCUUUUUUAAUGUUUAUUGACAACAGAACAGAGUGAUCUCACCGUGUUUCUACUCCCCAUAAUAACGGUGAUCUUCAGCUGAUGCCCACAGAAAUGAGUUCCUUUUUUAGCCCGCUGAGCUGCAGCAAUCGCUGAAGUGCCCAUUUGCAAAGGCUUUAUCUGGAUGAUCUUCCACAUCCUUUGAUUUGUCUGGGCUUCCUUUUUGCCAGUGUCUUUAAUUAGCUGGACCCUGCUGUGGCCUGCUAGUUCCUGUUGCUCUGCCUUGUCUGCCUUUCCCUCCAGGGGCAAUGUGGGCUGUGCAGCUCCCGGGUAGGUGGACAAUGCUUGGGUGUAUUUUUAGCAGCUGCAGAUCCUGAGGAGUUAUUUGGUGCUUUACAUAGCUGACUGAUCUUCAGUCAUGGAUGGCCUUAGAAGUUCCUGGAUGCACAGAUCCAAAGGCUGCCAGCUGCUAUUGAUCAUUUUCCCAGCAUAAAGCUGAAGGUGGCAGCUUGGCAGAGGAGCAGGCUUUUCCUCUGGUGGCAUUUCAUUUUCCCGUUCAGCUGGAGCUGGCAGUGACCUUGGAGCUGGCGUGCCUGCAGUGCUUGCUUUCCACUCCCAUAUUUAUCAUCAUUUUUAAUCUGUGUGAUCACAGCACUUCAUCUCUCUGCCUCUCUCUCUCAUCUCUCGUGCCUUCUGCCCUUCAGCGUGAAAGGUGGACUGAAAGGCUGAGCAAAGAAUAUGGCAUUCUCCAAAUUCUCCACCAUUUUAUCCCCUCCCAGAGGGGUCAUCCCAAAGUUGUGAUGUUCCUGAUCAAGACCUUGCUUCCCUGCUCUCUUGUCCAUUUGUGGAGUUUGAAGUUUGUUGGUUGGGCUGUGACACUUAAAUAUUUACAGAGUGACACCCUUUCACCUCGAUGUGGACCAAGCUAAUGGCAGAAGAAAGAUCCUGGUUUGUAUUUGCUUUCUUCCUUUUCUCAUGGGCAUUGUGCUCUGCAAAAGGACAACGGAGCCUGCAGGAAUUAGUAUGCAGGAACAUCCUCUUUCCAUUUAAAAUGUGCUAAGUGUGAUGUUUGCAGCUAUGGUUUGAGGGGAAGAAACAAAGCAGCCAGGGUUUGUACAGAAGCUCACACUUUGAAUGAGGCAGGUUUUUCUCUCCAGCAUGUGAUACCCCAACAAAUACAUUCUCAUAUCCCAGGAAGCAGUGCUGGCUCUGAGCUCAUCUGCUUCUGUGAUACAAGGAGCCAGAAGAUGACAGAUCCUAAAGCUUGGAAAGGCAUCCAAGAUAAUUCCACAGAGCUGGUCUGGGUGUUUAUUUGGGAUCUGGUGAGGAUUUAACAAGCUGUCAUGCAAGAAAUGAAAACCCAGGCGGUGGUGGUGGGGGAGAGAGGCAGGAGGGGAAGGCUCUUGGUGUGCUUGUGCUGCUGUAGAGCUGGGAAUUCGCUCACUCCUUACUCCAGAGAGCAGCCCAGCCAGGCUGCAGUGGCAUCAAGCCUGAGCUGAAACCCAGUUUCUCUGCAUGACUCUUGAGCUCCAGCUCUGCUGAAGGCACACAGCUUUUUUAUUCAGUGCAGAGUGAGCUUGUGUCUUCCUGCAGCCUACGCUGUGGGCUCUAAGAAAUGAAUGUGUAAAUAUUUUGUCUCUCACAGCAGCCCAAGGUCAUCUUUCUGGAACAGCAAACAGGCACAGAAUCCAAAGAAGAUCAGUCUGUCAUAUGAGUAAGGUUAGCAUCUGCACUUACAAAUGACAAAGGCUAUUAAUCCUCAUGCUGUAAUCCCCAAGCUGUUUGCCAGCUGGCAGCAGGAAGAUGCUCCUGUUCAACCCACGCAGCUAUCCAUGUUUUUUCACCUUUGUAAAGCAGAUAUAGGUCAAUACUGUAGCCUCAAUAAAAAACUUGGUAGAUGCCAUUCAUCUCUUUUGGCAUUAUAAUCCCUUUCUUCUCCAUGCAAACUCCCUACACAAAUGAAGGGAUAAGAGGAGAGCUCUGGGCUGGGCUCUCCCUGUGCUGCUCCUCCAAAACAGAAGGCUGAAGGUGAGAUUUUUUCCCCUCUUCUCUGCUCCUGAGUUUGUCCAGUGGAUUAAUUUUGAGAUCUCUCUGCAAAGCUGAGCAACCUUAGCAAAGCUCUGUCACUAGACGGGUCUUUACACCCAGAGCAGAGAAAACCUAAUUCUUGCAGAAGGCAGACAAAAUUACAGUGAUGGGACUUUUUUUGGUCUUAAUUUGGGAACCUGCAUCGGAUUAGGGUAUUGCCCUGAAUCCUAUGAGGUAUCACUGGUGGAGCUGAAGGAAACUGCAGGUAGUGAUGCAGGUAGGAUGUGAGAGUCUGACCUCACACACCAAAAACCUGUAUGGUCUCUGGGUUGUCCCCAGCGAGUACUGGGCAGCUGGGGUUGGAAAUAGUUGAGGCAGAAACACAAAAGCCAGACAGGAGCUGUGAAACUCCAUUGAGGUCUGUUACUUGCUCAUCUCUCAAGGAAAUUGGAAAGCAAUUUUUUUUUUUUUGCUGUAACAGAAAUCAUAGCUGCUUUGGCAGCUGCAGGUGUGAGGAGCUAAGGAUGUUUCCUCCUUACUUUUGUGUGUUUCCUCUGGCUGUGGUGGGGGACAUCAAAUGGACACUAAAUACUCUGGAGGUGUUUGUCCCCUGUAGAGUCAUUCCCAGUGUGAGCUGAUCUUACUGAGAAACAAGAGACAAAAAGCUGAUAUUGGCCAUGGGUGAGGAACAAGGAUUCAGGGUUCACACAAAAGCAGGAUUCUUCCUGAGCCCCACAACCAUUAAUUAGCUGUGACCUUCAGGGAAGGCACUUCAUCAUGCCAAAUGCUUCCCUCUCCCUUCAUUUCUCUUUGGGUACAUUGCAAAUUUCUCUCUUCAUUAGCAGCUAGGAAAAAAAUCAUAUAAUUUUGCCAGCUUUCCUCAUCCCUGUUGUCUUGUUAGCACUUUCCAGGUGUUUUUCCUUCAUGCUGUCUCCAUCACUGCAUCUCCCAUCCUCUCAUUAAUAUCUACAGAGGUCUGGUCCAAGGCAGGUCAGUGCCUGGCAGCAAUAUUUUAUGUUCAUGGUGCUCAGGAUAAAACCUGUCCUCCAAUCCCUUGUCACUUUGUGGCACGUCAAGCACAAGUUUUCCAAUUAAACUGGUAUCACAUCUCUCCUGUGUUUCUCUGCUGGCAUUGCUGUGGUUUGUGUCUUGCUGGGCUUUAUUCUCAGCUGUAACUUCAUUGACUUUUCCCAGCAGAGAGUUUUGUUUGUCAAGAAGAGUAAAUGAAGUAAUCAUUUGGUAGACUUAGCAUUUAAAUACUGCGUGACAUUUAUAUGUGUGUGUGUAUAUAUAAAAAAUGGUUUUUAUGGCAGAGUGCCACGAGGCAUUUGCAUGAAGCACAUCCCAAUGUAUAUUUGACUGUUGAUUUAAAUACACAGUAUGUAAUAAGUUA
This is a messenger RNA of Motacilla alba alba, 9480 nucleotides long. RefSeq names its product synaptotagmin 16 (gene SYT16). The record is from RefSeq and is a predicted model, not a curated record. The transcript is spliced from 9 exons. The coding region runs from base 632 to 2392 and encodes 586 amino acids. Lineage: Eukaryota; Metazoa; Chordata; Aves; Passeriformes; Motacillidae.